CCUAGGAACUAUACCUCUUAAAUAUUAAAGAGGAGAACUGAUAACAAAUGGACAACGAACCUUUCGAAAUAAUCCUCUCCGGCUCCAACGAAGAGGAAGCGCACUACCGGCUGCAAAACGAGCCCGGUGAAAAACAACGCGAGUACAUCACAGGAUACGAUCGCAAAGAUGCUCUUAGAGUCCUCGGUCGAUUAACGGAUGUCGUUCACGGAAAAGUAGCCGAGGAUUCGGAUAUCCCAUGCUCCCUACUUAUCUUCGAGUUUGCCGCGGAGAGGGUUAGGAAGAUUAUGGGUAAGAUACCAUUUGAUGAUACGGUGGUCUUCGAUCCGAAGAUAGGUCCAACGACGGAUAGGUUCCCUGUGGAGAGGUUGGGGGAAAUCCAGUUGGCUGGCGUGUGUGCUGUCGAGACUAGGUAUGAAGAGGAUAGUGUUCCGGAAUGAUGGCAUUUCUGGUGACGAUGACUAUGGCGAUGACUACGAUUUUUUUUUCUCGGAACGAAUAAUGAUGUUAUAUUAUGUAACAGCACAACGUACACUUAGCUUAGACAGGAUACCCCUAUUUUUAUAUAACCUAGUACGGUUACUUAAUACUUAUGAUUUAGAC
Messenger RNA from Hypoxylon trugodes, 603 nucleotides. RefSeq lists its product as uncharacterized. The coding region runs from base 48 to 440 and encodes 130 amino acids. The record is from RefSeq and is a predicted model, not a curated record. The transcript has a single exon. NCBI's taxonomy places the organism in Eukaryota, Fungi, Ascomycota, Sordariomycetes, Xylariales, Hypoxylaceae.